Molecule: messenger RNA, 4271 nt
Organism: Trematomus bernacchii (emerald rockcod)
Lineage: Eukaryota; Metazoa; Chordata; Actinopteri; Perciformes; Nototheniidae
Gene: exoc3l1
Product: exocyst complex component 3-like 1
Exons: 15
Coding region: 62-2578 (838 amino acids)
Biological process (GO): exocyst localization; exocytosis
Cellular component (GO): exocyst
Molecular function (GO): SNARE binding
Source: RefSeq, a predicted model, not a curated record
UGUGUCUGGGAGAGAGAGUGUGUGUGAGGGAGUAGAGGAAAGCCGUCAGUAGAAUGGAUAUAUGCCCUCUCUCCACGCUCUCUCCUCUUCCUCCUCCUUCUUUUCUGUCUCAUCUCUGUCCUUCUUCACCCUCCUCUGCCAGCCUUGCCCCCCGGACCCCUUCAGAGCCGGUCUCCGGGGAAACAGAGACUCGUGGGGUGAACGGGCAGCUGAAAACUCAACUCCAAUGUCUGCAGGGGAUCCGAAGAAUGGCCGGGACAAACCAGAAGAUUCGCUGCAGGUGGCUCAGAUAUGGCCGGAGGUGGAGCGGGCCGAGUGCCUGGCCCGGGGGGCUGCCCUGAAGUGGGCUUCAGGUGUGUUCUGUCGGCCGGAGCAUCUGGAGCGGCUGAGCCAGUACAGGAAGAGAGAGAGUCAGAGGACUGCCUCCAUACACACCAGACUCAAGUCCAUGGUGCAGUCGUACCUGGAGGGGGUGGGCUGGGGUCUGGAGCAGCUCCGGGGGGCCCGGGGGGAGCUGAAGGAGGUGUCGCAGGCUCUGAAGAGAGCAGGACUGGAGUCUGAUGGAAACACAGCAGGGGUAAAGUCUCUGGAGAGGAUGAGAGAGGUUUCUGUCAGCCACCGUCAGCUCCUCGCUGCUGUCAGCAACCUGCCACGACUAUACUCUGUGCGCAGCAUGGUGAUGGAGACGGAGCGUCUGGUGGAGUCCCGGCGGCUCCUGGAGGCCCACGCCCGGCUGAUGGAUCUGGAGCGCUGGCAGGACGACAUCUUGUGGCAGCUGUAUGGGGCUGCUGGGCCGGCAGGAAGUGCCCUCAGCCCAGAGGAGCAGGAGCUGGUGGGCAGAUACUUCUCUGGAGUCGGGCAGCUGGUGGACGCCCUGGGUAAGGAGCUGUGGGCGGUGGUGAGCAGCGCUCUGGCUCUGGCCCGACAGAACCCAACACCAUUCGUAUCAGCGGUGAGGAUUGUGGAGCGGGAGGAGGCCCUGGACCGAGCUCUACUGGAGGAGAGAGGGGGGGCCAAAGGCCACUCCAGGCCCCUGCCCCCCGGACGACCCCGCUGCUGGAGAGCCAGCUUCUUCCAGGUGCUGGAGGAGGCGGUCUCUGCCAGGUUCCGCAGUGUCUCCUACCUGCACACGCGGGGCCCCGGGCUCGCAGGCCACCUGUCGGCUCUCCAACACGGCAUCAUGGCUGACCUGGCCACAGUGCGCCACCUGCUAGAGCACUGUGUCCCCCCACACUACCAGCUCACAGCAGCCUACCUGAGGGCCAGCCACCACUGCCUACAUGCUCACCUGGCACAGGUUAGCAGCUGGGACCUGGAGAGUGGAGAAAUCUUCGCCGUGCUAAACUGGGUGCUACACACCUACAACAGCCCAGACAUGAUGGGUCAGCCGGAGCUGGAGGCUGAGAUGGAGAAGGUGGAACUGGGACCCCUGAUCUCCACCGAGGGACUGGAGCAGCUGCAGAACAAAUACGUGCAGAGUGUUCGGAAGAGUGUGUCAGAGUGGAUGCACAAAGCUCUGCAGGUGGAGCUGCAGGACUGGCAGAGAGACCAGGAGCCGGACACAGACCAUGAAGGCUUCUACCUCACCAGCCUGCCCACCAUCAUCACACAGAUGCUGGAGGACAACGCCCGGGUGGCUCUGAUGAUCGGGAAGUCUCUCAGAGAUCAGAUGAUUCAGAUGGGCCUGUAUGAGAUGGAGAACCUCCUCAAUAGGUUUCGAGAAGCUCUGGUGGAGUUUGGGAAGGAGCAUCGCAGGGAUCCAAGCAAAGACAAAAACAAGUUCUACCUCCACUACCUGCUGGCCUCCAUCAGCAACUGCAUCAUCCUCAAGAAGUCCACAGUGAGCUUGCAGCAGCAGCAGUCGUCCCGGUCUGCAGGACAGUUCUCUCGGACCCCCCCCAACCCCCUGGCCGCUCUGGACCGGGCGGUGCGGCGGGCCUGUCGCCUGGUGAUGGAUCAGCUGCUGCUGGCUCUGCAGCCCCUCCUCCCCGGCCUGAUGACCCGACCCUGGCUGGUCCAGGGAGACCCCACCCCCAAACUCUGCAGCGUCCUGGAGCUUCACUUGGAGCUGUACGGCCAUGUGCGGCCCCCCUGCAGAGAGCGCCUGCAGGAGGAGGCUCAGUGGCUGCUGGUGGUGGAGUACGUGCGGGCUCUGAUGCAGAAGAAGCUGGUGUGUCGCGGCGCUGAGGAGAGGAGGCAGCUGGCCCAGCAGGUGGUGCAGGACAGCCAGCAGUUCAGAGAGAUCCUCCACGGCCUGGAAGGAGAAGGGUCAGUACCUGAAGUGAACCCUCUGGCCUUACUGCCCGUCCUGGCUGACUUCAUCAGACUGAAAGACCCCAACAUGCUGACUCUGGAGGUCUCUGGACUGGCAGCCAAAUACCCCGACAUCAGUGAAGAGCAUGUGUGUGUGCUGCUGGAUAUCCGUGGUGAUGUCUCCAGGGACGUCAGAGGGGCCGUACUGGACCUGUUGGAGCAGAGCGCCCCCCCUCUGCCUGCAGGGUAUCGGCCCAUCUUCACUGACAUCCUGGUGCCUCCCUCCAUCAUGGCCUUCUGUCUGACCACUGCCAAGUGUGCAUGACAUUAACUCAAACUGCCUUACAGACUCAUCAAUACGCUGGGAGAGAUCAUCACUCUCUUUUUUAUUCCCCCCUGAAGUGCAGGGAGGGUUCAGGGUCCUACCAGGGGCUACUUUGCAAUAUGUUGAGUGAUGGCAGUGACACAUUUUCUUUUACUUCAUCUACAAUUUACCAAGACUAUAGCUGGUUUCUCUGUGGUCCUAGUCUGACUUUUCAGAAUCUAUGAGCCACUACAGCUGACUAGAGUGGUGCAGUGGUGACAUCCCGGAAAGUAGCAUCGCAAGGGCUCCCUUGCCAAAAGGCAAUUUGUUUUCUUUAAUGGAUUUAGGGUUAUUCCAGAAAAUACGAUAUUUUGCAAACACAGGCUAGGCUAUAAACAAACUACUUGACAGUCGCAUGGCUGCACAUCACCACCGCUAAGCUAAAGGUGGCUAAUGCUUGGCGUUAUGACUUUUAUUAGUCUUAUUCAGACAACCAACGUUUGUCACACAUAUAGAAGCUUCAGACAUUCAUCAGUGGGGUAUUUACCGACAUAUUUAUGUCGUAAAACAAAACAUGAGCUUGUGUUAACCACAGAUCUUAUUUCAGGCUUCUAACAAAAAACAUAUUUAAAAAAACGUCAACUUUAAGACGAGGGAACCGGAUGUGCUAAAAUGAUAAUUAAUUUUUGCUCAUUCCUGCACCACUCUAUUGGUUACAAGGUUAAAUAAUAUCUUCUGCUCUGUUGCGAUUUAUGCUACUGAUUUACAGUUUUACAGCAUUUGAACAACAAGCGCAAAAGUUUGGAACUGGUUUAUUUAAUCCUGUAACAUGAUGUCAGUAAAUGUCUCACAGCUUCAUCACAUGUCUCAGUGUGUGCUAACUUGGCUAAGGCAUGAUGAAAUCAAACAGAUGAUGCAACCUUACAGGCUCAGCUCACUGCAAACACAUUGCAUGGACAGUACGUUUUAGCUGCAGAUACAUAAGAAAUUGGCAUGGCCACAUAUUACUGCUGAAAGUGUCAAUCAGAAACAUGUUACACUUCCUGAAUCCUCCUGACCAAUAACAGCCAUAGAAGAGAGGAAUCAGCAGCCUGUGAGAUAUUCAGGGUUUACUUGUAUAUCUUUUCCACUGUAAAGGCAGAGACUUCCUGCUGAAGAAAUUGGAGUUUGGCAUCUGGUGUAUUCAGUAAAAAGCCAAACAGUGGUCACAAUAUGAACAACUAAAAAGCAUCUGAGUGAUAGUUUACGUAUGUAACAGAUGAAUGACAUAUGUACGUUAUACGACUGUUAAGAGUAUAAAGAAUGUUUUAUCCAAGCAUCAUACCAUACCUGGAUUUAAACUUUUCAGGGAGACUGCAAACUAAUCCUCCCUGAGGAACUUGGGCUGCUAAUUCCUUACUUUAUCAUAAUCUUUACCAACAGUCUUUCCUGAUAUUGUCUUGUGUAUUGUAUUUGUCCAAUUUUAACUUGUUCAUAUUGGGUUUUUUAUUUCAAUUUUGUAAUGUAUUUAUUGUAUUUAUGUAUUAUUUGUAAGCUGUUCUGUUUUGAAUAGUGUUUCCUGUUCAAAAUAUAUUUCCCUUGUUCUGGUAACAUGUCAAAAGCCUGUUGUAAACUCUAUCAGAGAAAAUGCUUAAAUACAUUUUUUUAAUUCAAAGUGUUGUCUUGUAUUAUGAUUAUUAUUAUUACUUUGACAUAAAUCCAGUAGGAAUAUAAA